Letharia columbiana is the source of this 1287-nucleotide messenger RNA. RefSeq lists its product as uncharacterized. The record is from RefSeq and is a predicted model, not a curated record. The transcript is spliced from 3 exons. Lineage: Eukaryota; Fungi; Ascomycota; Lecanoromycetes; Lecanorales; Parmeliaceae. Bases 1 to 1287 code for a protein of 428 amino acids.
AUGUAUCCAGAAGCCGUCACUAUCGAUGACGAUGUUGUUCUGGAAGAAGUCAUUGUUAGAAACAAUAAUGCCUGCGAAGGAAUCCCUAGCAAUCAGACAUUCUGCCAGUGCUGGCCCAUUGUUAAGGUGGAGAACAAGCUCGCUCAUCUCGCUGACAAGGGUCAACUCGGUUUGAUGGAAGGAGUGUUGAUGGAUCUAGACGGCGGCAGUAGCACGCGCAUCAUAAAAAUUUCGAAAGUUGUUACAGGCAAAAGCGGUGUUGCCAAAUGUAAUUUGGUGCAGGUGAUCCUGAGUGAACUUCUAAAAUCCAACCUUUGCAGACCUCAGCCGGCACAAUCUCACCCGCAUCGCCAAUCUCGUGAUGAAUGCACAAUGUCUCGACAACAGCGGCAUUCCUCCAUCCUCACACCGCAAGGCCUGGAAGGCUGCAUCUUGUUCCUCAAGAAAAUCAAAGACGUCCACAAUUACUAUCUCGAGAAAUAUGACCUUGAGUCUUCAGUGUUCUGGCAUCCACUGACUACACUCAACCAUUGCAACGCAGAAGACUGCUUCCCUCCGUCAGACAUCAAGCUCUACCUUGCCGUAAGGCCGAAGCAUCCGCCUUACCCCGGCCAGCCUCAACUGAACCUCCAAGGUGACGCCACAUUUCGCAGGCCAGGUUACAUCAGCAUACGAAGAGAGUACCUCGUCCAUCAAAGCAUGCUGCAGCCUUACGAUUGGGACCAGCCCCCAAACUACUACCGGCUCACUCAGAGAAGCUUUGCAGUCGUUGUCGCGAAACUCAAUACUAUUUACUACCACACAAGAGUCAAUAAGCUCAACGCUGAGGACUGCGCAAGGAGACUAGCCACAUCCAGAGCAAAGGAGUCCGCUGCCAAAGCUGCUAAUCUCAACGCCGAUGUAAUGAGAUUGAUGACGGUUAGGGACUCACUGCCACCGAGCCGGCCAAGAAUAGACCGCCAGCCUGAAAAAUCUGACCCUCCGGCUCCAUUCGCCGUAAUUACUACGAGAUCCAUUCGAGGAGAGUCUGAGACCUCCACUUCUUUCGGCCAGAUCAAGUUGCUUGUAUCUGUGGUUCUACUGGCUGCUGCUAUGAUCUGGGCAAAGGGCAAGUCAGAUCCAGCCUGUAGUGAAUGGCUUGUCAGAAGAUCCUUCGAGAUAUUAAUGCAGGUGUGGAUAGUGGCUCUCGGUGUAUCUUGGGGACUUGGGAAAUUGAUCACAAUUGGUCUUAGGAUGCUUGGAAACGCGGUCGGCGGUUGGGGCGAAGGGCUUCUAAGGAGUAUCUGA